UUACAUCUAAGUAGAUAUCCAUAUCUAUUUAUAUGCAUGAAUUGAGAGUAAAAAAGUGGGAGUUUCUAGCUUUGUUUUUUUUUUUUUGGUGAACUGUUUCUAGCUUUGUUGUGUAUAUGAAUGUUCUUUUGACAAAAUUUCCCGAUGAUUGAAGCAAUGGAUGAAGGUGGGAGUAGUCAGGACGCAGAGAGUAGCAAGAAGAUAGCUAGAGGGAAGACAGAGAUAAAGAGGAUACAGAACACAACAAGUCGUCAAGUAACCUUCUGCAAACGACGCAAUGGUCUUCUCAAGAAAGCUUAUGAGCUCUCGGUCUUGUGUGAUGCUGAAGUUGCCCUUGUUAUUUUCUCCACUCGUGGCCGUCUCUAUGAGUACGCCAGCAACAGUGUGAAGGGUACAAUUGAAAGGUACAAGAAAGCUUGUUCCGAUGCUGUUAACCCUCCUACUGUCACCGAAGCUAAUACUCAGUACUAUCAGCAAGAAGCUUCUAAGCUUAGGAGGCAGAUACGUGACAUUCAGAAUUCUAACAGGCAUAUUGUCGGGGAAUCACUUGGUUCCUUGAACCUCAAGGAACUCAAAAACCUAGAAGGACGGCUUGAAAAAGGAAUCAGCCGCGUCCGAUCCAAGAAGAGUGAGCUGUUAGUAGCCGAGAUAGAGUAUAUGCAGAAGAGGGAAAUGGAGUUGCAGCACAAUAACAUGUACCUACGAGCUAAGAUAGUGUGAUCCAAGGAACGGCGGUUUAUGAGUCCGGUCUGUCUUAUUCUCAUGAUCAGUCCCAGCAUUAUAACCGGAACUAUAUUCCGGUUAACCUCCUUGUACCGAAUCAACAAUUCUCCGGUCAAGACCAGCCUCCUCUUCAACUUGUUUAAGCUUAAUCAUGAUUAAAAAAAAUGUUUCUUCCCACUCAAAACGUUCUUUAGAGAAAGAGAUACCAAGAGUAAAUUAUAUUUAUAUGCCACUUUCUUAUUCAUAGUUUAGGACAAGGC
Messenger RNA from Eruca vesicaria subsp. sativa (arugula), 983 nucleotides. The record is from the annotation of a GenBank genome assembly. NCBI's taxonomy places the organism in Eukaryota, Viridiplantae, Streptophyta, Magnoliopsida, Brassicales, Brassicaceae.